CGUGGCGAUGUAACAAUCGUGCAAAACCUAAGGAAUGUGGAGCUCUGGUGUGUCAACGAAAUGGCACAUACAUACCAGAGAAAACUAAGCACACAUGCCAAAAAAAAUUCAAGAAAAUUAUUGUAGCUGAUUCAAAGGCAAAGGGGAAAGAAGAGCGGUUCACAAGUGCUCGGCGCGUGGUUCAACCUAUUCUUCAAAAGAACUUCGAUGACGCACCGGAAAAAGAACUGCCAAAAAUGAAAAACGUCAUCCGUGCUGUUCAACGCAGAAGAGGACUACAUAUACCGUCAAAUCCACCCGACUUUCGCUUUGAUUGGGAAACCUACAGUGAAUUCAUCGAACCGGGAUUCUAUCGUGGUGACGUCGUGGUGGAGACUGAGUGCACUUACGCACGCCAUCUGAUAUUCGCAACGGAUCGUCAACUGGAGCUGCUCCGCAAUGCAAAAAGAUGGUACGGUGACGCUACUUUUGGUAUUACGCCAUCACCUUGGUAUCAAGUUUAUUCUAUCCAUGCAUUCAUUCGACAUGGCAAUUUAGAUAACCAAGUCCACCUUGUUUUUGUUCUUAUGGCACGCAAUAGGGCUUGCGAUUAUCGAGUUGUGUUCACACACAUUUUGUAUUUACUUAUGGUACCGGCGGUUGAAGAAUUUGUCAUGGACUUUGAAGCUGCUGUAUGGCGAGUUUGUAAAAGCUUAAUGUCUCAUGUCAAGCUUAUGGGGUGUGCUUUUCACAUCGCUCAAGCUAAGUUUAAACAUUUAAAGGAACUUGGAUUAGGCCCAUCUUAUCUGCUGCUUAUCUGCUAAUUUGCUCCCUGCUGAAAAAAUCAGAAAGCGUUUCGAUAAAAUUAAAGAGCAAAUUGAGAUGGAAGAGGAUUUGCAUGAUCUUUUAUCCUUUUGCAUUUAUGUUGAAAACACCUGGAUUAAUAGCUCUAUCUGGCCCCCCGAAAAUUGGUCUAUGUUUAUGCAAAUGCGCAGAACCAACAACCAUGUCAAAGGAUUCCAUAACUCCCUCCGUGUUCUUGUUAACUCCAAAUCCCCAAAUCUCAAAAAAUUUAUUGGAAUAGUGCGUUCAGAGGCAGAAUCCAUUGAUUUACAGGCCAAACUGUUAUCUCAAAAUGAAGCUUUGAGUAACUUACGCGAACUUACGCAAAGACACUCUAGAAAUGCAGCACUG
Daphnia pulex (common water flea) is the source of this 1173-nucleotide messenger RNA. RefSeq lists its product as uncharacterized. The record is from RefSeq and is a predicted model, not a curated record. NCBI's taxonomy places the organism in Eukaryota, Metazoa, Arthropoda, Branchiopoda, Diplostraca, Daphniidae. The coding region runs from base 237 to 803 and encodes 188 amino acids. The transcript has 2 exons.